GCGCUUGUGUUCAGUGGGAUGCUAAGAAAAGGGAGGGUAGGCGGCAGUUACAAACGCUCCUCUUAGCUCCCUGACAGCCUCUGGCACUACUGAGAGAAAAAAAAUCUCCAACCGUACAAGAGGAACUUGUUCAGUUUAUCAUGUUGAACUGACCAGUGUCUCUUACCCUUCUGGAUUACUCUACAUAGCAACUUCUAGUAGAACGAGGAGUGAUCUUUCCCAUAAGGUACUUGAGGAAGCCAAUAUGAUCAGCUUCGAGCGCCCCCCUCCAUUAGCGCUGAUGCAUCCUGGGAGAGAACCUCCCUCUGUGGCCAUCAUGCCUCUGAGAAACACCCACCACCAACAACUGCAUCACAGGAGGAGAACCAAGAGGAUGGAGAGGGGAAAACCCGGAUCGCGCUCCAAGAAACUAGCCAUACUGUCCAGAUCUCUCAUCAUCUGUAGCUCCAGCACCAAUGAAGAGCCAUCGAGCCCAGAAGAGAGGAACUGCGAGGCCUGGGAUGAGGGAUGCUACAAAGACCCGCUGGAAGGGUUAAAUUCGGAAAAGUAUAUCACGAGGAGCAUCAGCUUGCAGACCUCUGUGCAAGAGGGCCCCAAGAGAGCGAUGAGGAGGUCCUUCUCCAUUAAGGAAAGCAGUUUCUGGAGAAUGUGUGUUGCCACGGGGGAGGAGGGGCUACAUGUGGGCGAUAACAAACUUCUUGACAAUGGCGGCACUGUCGGUCAAGAUCUGCACAGGGACACUUAUAUCUACUUUGGAGACAGGCUUACCCCAUUUAACGGACAGAUUGUAAACGAUCAAACUAAACUGGAGCCUGAUCCAGAGAAAAAGACUGUGUGUAGAACCACCAGUAAUGAAGAUUUCUUUCCAUGUGAGAGCAGAACUCUGUUUACAAAGGUGAAUGAAUCAGACAAGCUUGGCUACAGUUAUGGAGAAAAGGAGACGAUCGGAAACAAUAAUAACCUAAAGAUGCCAUUAAUUAGGGUUUCAGAAGAUAACAACAAGAACUGUGAGGAUGAAAGUGAAGAUCUGAACUGUCAAGAGACGUCCUGCAAGCGAUCUCGUUCCAACUCCACCAGCGUUCACCCUUACUGGAUCGGAGACUUGGACAGCAUCAUUAUGAAGACGCCAGAUCUGUUCCCGUGUCAUACACACUCUACCGCAGGCUUUUACGGCAACCGGAAGUCUCUCUCUCAACAGCUGGAGUUUCCUCAUAGCAUUCCACAGGCAGUGGUCAGACCAUCUCGCUCUCUCAGUUCUGCACAUUUGGUCCACUCAUGCAGCAGCGUACAAGCUUUUAUCAUUUCCAACAUCGUCCUCAUGAAGGGCCACGGCAAGGGCUUGGGAUUCAGUAUAGUUGGAGGCAGAGACAGCAUGUAUGGACCGAUGGGGAUUUACGUGAAAACCAUCUUUCCAGGGGGAGCUGCAGCCGCUGAUGGAAGGCUACAGGAAGGAGAUGAAAUACUGGAACUGAAUGGUGAAUCUCUUCACGGUUUGACCCACGAAGAUGCAUUACAGAAGUUUAAACAAGUGAAGAAGGGUUUGUUAACGCUGGUGGUGAGGACCAGUCUGCGUGUGGGAGCUCUGCCGGGCAGUCAGGGGCAGGUGUCUCAGCUGUGCCGAUCCAGAUCUCUGAGCUCCAGCACGGGUAUAAGCCGAGCCAGCGCUGACCUGGGAGAAUAUAACUGCCUCGGUAACCCUGCAAAGCCCCAGGACAGGGUCAUGAUGGAAAUCACCCUCCAGAAAGAGUUCGGUGUAGGUUUAGGUAUCGGGCUGUGCUGUGUUCCUUCAGCUGGGUGCUGUCCGGGAAUCUACAUUCAUACGCUGUCUCCAGGAUCAGUGGCCCACAUGGAUGGACGUUUAAGAUGUGGUGAUGAGAUCAUGGAGAUUAAUGACACGGUGGUUUGUAGCAUGACACUGAAUGAUGUGUACACAGUUCUGAGUCAGUGCAACCCGGGCCCGGUCCAAAUCAUCAUCAGUCGACACCCCGACCCAAAAGUUUCAGAGCAGCAGUUAAAUGAAGCCAUCGCUCAGGCGGUUGAACACAGUAAACUCAGGAGAGACCGAAGUCAGUGGAGUAUGGAUGGAUUUCACAACAGUCUGAGGAGAUCAGAAGGUUGUCCUCACAGCAGACAGAAGUGCGUCCGCUGUCUAGACCGGAGCUCAAACCAGUUAAACUGUAGACGGGCACAGAAGCCCAUGAUCCGGUCCUGCAGUGAAGGUGCCUACAGUCAUCGCUGUAUCCCUGAGAGUGUCAGCACUCAUUCCUUCCUACAACCUGAUCACGUCAACAGAGUACAGAGCAUGGACGUCUCCUUAACCACCAACAGUGAUAUUUCACUCAAUAACAGACUGUCUCCAUUUACUGACGAUGACUAUAACGUUCCUUAUAAAUGUCCAGUGAAUUUCACUGAACAACAACCAAGAGGUGUGGUGAGAAACUCAAUGCCAGGACCAGCAAAUCAGACACAGAGAUGCUGCAGACGACAAGACGUUAGCGGUCAGGAAGAACUGACUGAUUCAAGUUGCUCCAGUCAAGGUUCUCCAGUGAGAGAGAAGGAUCUACUGGCUUCUCAAAGCAACUGCCAGUUUUUCUGCAGUCUGUACAGGGCUUUGAGAAAGAUCUCAAGGCUUCUGUUUAACAAUGAAGUGGUUGAACGCUCAGAAGUCGGAAGUAAAGCGUCUGCAUGUAUCUCUGAAACUAAACCUGCAGUGGCAAGUGACACAACACACAGAGGGGGCAGAGAACACGGAGGUCCAAAAAGCCCUUCACCCGUGUGUAGUCCGAGCAGACGGGUCGGUUUGAGACGGCAGGCUCGUGUGGAGGUCAGUACAGAUCAACAACUUGAUCCCUGGGUCAAGAUCACAGAUAGCCCGGAGAACCAGUCGUACUGUUCCAAAACCAUGAGUGACCUUAAUGGGGAUAAUGAGGUUAAUGGCACACCUCCAGAAAGCAUAAACGUCACCUCGGACUCAUCUUCCGAACAGACACCCAAUGUUAAAAAAGGGCCCCCGGUGGCUCCGAAGUCUGCGUGGGUACGUCAGAGCCUGAAGAACAUUAAGUCUGGAAAACCAGUUAAAGAGGCUGUGAAACAACCGGACAUCCGGAGCCACGACACCGGAAGAACCUUUGGGAGUGGUCUGAGGAGUGCUUCAUCAGGAGGCAAUUUGUCAAUUAGGCAGAAGAUCAGUUCGUUUGAGACUUUCUCAAAUGCAGAAGCAGCAGAAAGGCCAAGCAGGAGAGUGGCCGCAGCAACAUGCCCUCCUCCAAUAGAGAAGACAGCUAAAACACAGACAGCAGACUAUAGCAAUACAGGGAGAACCAAGGUUGUCACCAGUAACUUAGAAAAUAAUGAUAACUGCCAGUCUCUACCAACAAUUUCUGCUUCCACACAGCCUGCAGUGGAAGAAAAGCAAUCAGCUUCCCUCAGUUCAAAUAUCGCUUCAGCCCCCCAUUCUCUAGAGGAAGAAAAGCAAUCGGCUUCCCUAAGUUUAAAUAUCGCUUCUGACUCCCAUACUCUAGAUGAAGAAAAGCAAUUGGCUUCCCUAAGUUUAAAUAUCGCUUCAGCCCCCGAUUCUCUAGAGGAAGAAAAGGAAUCAGCUUCCCUAAGUUCAAAUAUCGCUUCAGACCCCCAUACUCUAGAGGAAGAAAAGCAAUCUACUUCUCUUGGCUUAAAUAUCACUUCAGAGUCCUGUGAGCCAAUACUCGAUGAGGAACCCACUCGUGAGUCCACAAGUAUCUCGAAAGAGCUUUCCCCAGUUGCUGAGACCGAGCAAGAACCUUCUUCCCCUGUAAGCCACGUCCCACGAAGAUCAAGCAGUUCAAAAGAAGGUACUUCAGAAAAGCCAUAUUCAUCCGAAGGUGUUGGCACUCACGCCGUAAGUUUGAGAACCAAGAGUCUACCCCUCAGUCCAUCAGAUGCCCCCAGUCAAUGUGGCCUGGAAGGGGAAAGUCUGGGGAUCAUCUUGUCUUUCAGCAACCAGGUGUCCAAUGCUCUGAUGCGGUCCAUGCAGUCACUGCCUCAAUCUCCUUGUGUGAGAUUUGGAAACCCCUGGGGUGCCCCACCAGGAUCCCCUAUUCAUAAUCCUGUAGAGGCAGACUCGUCAAGCGAAAAGCCCCCACCGACCGUAGAGACCAAUGAGAGGGGUUUCUCUGUAAGCCUGGCCGAACUGAGAGAGCGCACUAUUGAGAGAGGGGAAGACUGUGAGAAGCCAGAAGAGACACCCGAACGCCCCCUAAACUCGGCUUCGGCGGUCUGUGCCCAAUCCAUGAUCUCAGCCCUUCCGCCGGAGGAGAUCCAGCAGAUGAUUCAGGAAGUCAAGGAUCUGGAUGAAGACACGCUAAGGCAACUGGAAGACAUCCACGUUGUGAUUCUGCAUAAAGAGGAAGGAGCUGGCUUGGGUUUCAGCAUCGCUGGAGGUAUCGAUCUAGAGAACAAAGCGACUACAGUCCACAGGGUUUUUCCCAGUGGCCUGGCCGCUCAGGAGGGCACCAUAGAGCGAGGCGAUGAAGUUUUGUCCAUCAAUGGGCAAACACUGAAAAACAUCACGCACAGCGAUGCCACGACGAUACUCAGGCAAGCCCGCAACAUGAAGCAGGCGGUGGUGGUGGUGUGCAAGAAUAAAGAUGCGGAGGGCAAAGAUGCUAACGCUAAUGAGUUUAGCUGCAGCAGUGGGGCAGACAACAGCUUCACAGGAGAUGACGGAGGCGAAGUUGUAACUCUCGAGUUGGAGAAGAAUGCAGGUGGCAUUGGAUUUAGUCUCGAGGGUGGAAAAGGCUCGAUUAACGGAGACAGACCACUGACUGUCAACAGAAUAUUUACAGGGACUGAUGCCGAGCAAAAGGGCCUGAACUCAGGCGAUGAGGUUCUGCAGAUUCAGGACUCGCCUCUGCAAGGGCUCACGCGAUUCGAAGCCUGGACGAUCAUCAAAGGUCUCAGUGACGGACCGUUUACACUCCUCAUUAGGAAAAAAAAAUGUGAGCAGAACUAAAAUUGCCGUUUAAUGUGAAAUCAACUUGAAUUUCGCACCAUUUCGGGCCUUAUGGAAGAUGCCUUUACUAUUUUGACACCAAAACGUCAAAAUAGAACGGUAUAUUAAAAAAUAAUAAUUAAAGAAAUAGUUCACUCUAAAAUGUAUGAUUUUCAUAAGUGGGUGAUUCUCACGAAAACAUGGUUUUAAACAUGACAAGCAUGAAAAUGUAAAAAUUGCUUAAAUUGACUUUUUUUCCCACCAGACAUUGAAAAACAAAGUCUGGAGUAAAUGGGAACAUUAAUUUAAAAACUUUUACUUAUCAUUUAACACUUUUUGUAACAUAAUUAAAAAAUUAGUCCUAAAAAAUCUCAUUACCGCAACAGUCAGAAAACAUCAACACUGACAUAUUUUCAAAAUGACAUGACAAACCUAAAAGAACAUAAUUUGGAGAUUCUGCACAUGCAUUUAAAAUCAAAGUAUUAUGCUUCUAUUAAUUAAAUUAACAUUUAAUAAGCAUCUGUUGCGGUAAUGAUCAUCAAAAUGUCGUGUAAGCAUUCUGACAAGACAAUAUUUCAUAUUAACUGUAAAAAAAUGAUCUUACCUGGUAGCCAUCUUAAGUAACUGGUCCAUGUGCUUGGUCACUCAAAAUCAAACUUUAUUAAAAUUCUGUAUGUGUGCUUAAACUGUUCUCAAAAAGUGUUGCGGAGGAUGAGAACAUCAAGCAUGGACACAUCAUUUUCCUAAUUUUUCUUUAUUAUUAUUAUACAUGAAUAUUCAGUAAAUAUUUUUUCUGUCAUCUAAAGUAGUCUAGCAAAACAUCCAUUUAUUUAUUUUUUCUUAAUAUUUUUGUGUUCAUUUGAUUAAAUUACAACAUAACGCAUGUUCAAAGACAGCCGGACACAUUGCGGUAAUGAGAAUUUCAGCAGAAAAUGAGAUAAAAUUUCCAAUUAUAAAUUCUUAUGUUGAAAUCACACAUUGUGCAAGGUAGAACACAGUAUUGUGUUAAUUCUGAUGCUUUUUAAUGUUACUAUAUUACACAUUUUAAAGCUAAAAUCAUUAGUGCCGUGGUGUUUCAAUGGUUUCGUGAGAAUCACCCAGGUGCGUCAAACAUAAAAGUCGAAUUUUUGAAAAAUUGAAAAAAAUUAAAAUGAACAAUGAGUUAUCAAGCUUAAAACAAAAAUGUGUUUCUGUAGCUCAACUUGUAAACCAUUGCGUUGCAGUGCAAAGGCUGUGGGUUUGACACAUACUAAUAAAAUGUAUAGCUUUAAAUAUACUGUAUGUGUCUGCCAAAUGCGCAAACGUAAUGAAAGUAUCAUAAAAGUGGUCCAAAAUAUAUAUCGCAGUAUACAUAUUCAAAAUUUAUAUUUCCAUAAAAGUUAUACAGGUUUGGGAAGAUAUAAACAGAAUUGUUAUUUUAGGAUGAACUAUUUCUUUAAAUUCUUUACUCAUUCAGUUGUCCCAGGAUCUCUUUGCUUUGUUUUGCCAUUAAUACAUAUUGACAGCUGUGUGACUUCUGUAUGUGCAUGAUGUGCAACCAGUCGUGCUGGUAUCGUACUGUUUCACAUAAUCAGGGAUUAAAAUAAGAACACGAUUAUUUUCGUCUGCCUGUUUUGAAGCUAAGAUUUGCACAACCCUGUAUAUAAAUGUUUAUUUCAGAUCUAUUUGUACACCGUUUUACCAAAGCAGAGUGUAAAGAAGACGUGUUGCCUUGCAUCGGGUGUUUGUGUUAAAACCUUUAGAGAAGAUUAUACAUGAUUAAAAUAUUUCAGUUAUUUUUUGGUUGUUUUGUGAAACGCUCCCCAUAAAAAGUCAUCAAAGACAAAAAAGGAUUAUACUUUAUAACAAUCGCUACCCAAAAAGCAGACGACUCUGGGCCGGAUCUGCUGACUUCGGUGGGAAUCUGGUGUGGAUCUGGCUUGAAGUCGUCUGCUGUCUUGAUUUAACAAAAUAACAAGCAUUCACCCUGUGACAGUUAAGUAAACUAACUAGUGCACCAAUCACUUGUGGUUUUCCGGUGAUGUUAUUUAUUAACCCCUUUCACACACGCAGCUUUGUAUUCCCACCGCAAAAUGCAAACUAAAAUUUUUAAUAAUAAAAAAUCUAAUGCUUUGGUUAUAGACUGUAUAAUGUACACGUAUAUAAUUUAAAAUGCAUGAAAUAAUGGUUGCGAAUACAAUUUUGCUCAGUUUCUAAUCAGGAAUUUCUUCAUUCAUGACCCACGAAUUACAAAAUUACAUUUUUAAAAAGCCUUUGUAUGUGUGAAAGGGGCUAUAAAAAUGUUUCCUUAAAAAUUAAAGUCUUGAAAUUGUUGCAACAAACACAUUUUACAGUAACAUUUUAAAGUUUUGUAAUGUUCAAAUAAAGUAACUAGUGGCAAAA
Messenger RNA from Misgurnus anguillicaudatus (oriental weatherfish), 7351 nucleotides. It is a transcript of the gene il16, whose product is annotated as interleukin 16. Gene Ontology annotation, biological process: induction of positive chemotaxis; leukocyte chemotaxis. The record is from RefSeq and is a predicted model, not a curated record. NCBI's taxonomy places the organism in Eukaryota, Metazoa, Chordata, Actinopteri, Cypriniformes, Cobitidae. Gene Ontology annotation, molecular function: CD4 receptor binding; cytokine activity.